Molecule: messenger RNA, 7889 nt
Organism: Erinaceus europaeus (western European hedgehog)
Lineage: Eukaryota; Metazoa; Chordata; Mammalia; Eulipotyphla; Erinaceidae
Gene: ANKRD44
Product: ankyrin repeat domain 44
Exons: 29
Coding region: 350-3610 (1086 amino acids)
Cellular component (GO): cytoplasm
Molecular function (GO): protein binding
Source: RefSeq, a predicted model, not a curated record
GGGCUGCAGGAGGCUGCGUGGCUCGGGCGGGCUGCCGGCUGCCCGCUGCGGGCAGCGGGCUGCGAGCGCGGCGGCGGGCGGCAGGAGGCAGCCUCGGCCCGGCGGCGGCGGCGGCCGCGCGGUGAUGUCAGUGGCGGCCGGCUGGCAGCAGCGGCACUUCCUGUAUCCAGCGGGCGGGCUGCAAACCCCGCUUGCCAGUGUCGGCCUCUCGACUGGAGGAGGAGCAGGGGGAGGGCUGUCAAAUUCGGGAGCCAGAUUCGCCCCUUCCCCUGGCAAUCUCUUCCGCCUCCCGCUCCUGGCGUGACAUCUGCGGGCCAGGGACCUGCACGUGUGCACGCGCGGAGGAAGAAUGGCAGUGCUCAAGCUCGCCGACCAGCCACCACUGGUCCAAGCAAUCUUUAGUGGUGACCCAGAGGAGAUACGGAUGCUCGUCCACAAAACUGAAGAUGUGAACGCCCUGGAUUCUGAGAAACGAACCCCGCUUCAUGUGGCUGCGUUUCUGGGAGAUGCAGAGAUUAUUGAACUUCUGAUUCUGUCAGGAGCACGUGUAAAUGCCAAGGACAACAUGUGGCUGACCCCACUGCACCGUGCUGUUGCUUCCAGAAGUGAAGAAGCGGUCCAAGUAUUGAUUAAACACUCAGCCGAUGUCAACGCAAGGGACAAGAACUGGCAGACCCCCCUCCAUGUGGCAGCAGCCAAUAAGGCUGUCAAGUGUGCAGAAGUGAUCAUACCCCUGCUGAGCAGUGUCAAUGUUUCUGACCGAGGCGGGCGUACAGCCUUGCACCACGCAGCUCUGAAUGGCCAUGUGGAGAUGAUCAAUCUACUCUUGGCCAAAGGGGCCAACAUCAAUGCAUUUGACAAGAAGGACCGGCGUGCUCUGCACUGGGCUGCAUAUAUGGGCCACCUGGACGUCGUGGCCUUGCUUAUUAACCACGGGGCAGAAGUGACAUGUAAGGAUAAGAAGGGAUACACCCCCUUGCAUGCUGCAGCCUCCAAUGGACAGAUCAGUGUCGUCAAACAUCUCCUGAAUCUGGGGGUGGAGAUUGAUGAAAUCAAUGUUUAUGGGAACACUGCGCUUCACCUGGCUUGCUACAAUGGACAGGAUGCUGUCGUUAAUGAGCUGACUGAUUAUGGUGCUAAUGUGAACCAGCCCAACAACAGUGGGUUCACCCCUUUGCACUUUGCUGCAGCUUCCACACAUGGUGCUUUGUGUCUUGAACUGCUAGUAAACAACGGGGCAGAUGUUAACAUCCAGAGUAAAGAUGGCAAAAGUCCACUGCACAUGACAGCUGUCCAUGGCAGGUUCACACGGUCACAAACCCUCAUUCAGAAUGGAGGUGAAAUUGACUGUGUGGAUAAGGAUGGCAAUACUCCUCUCCAUGUGGCUGCAAGAUAUGGUCAUGAGCUUUUGAUUAACACUUUAAUAACCAGUGGAGCUGACACAGCCAAGUGUGGAAUCCAUAGCAUGUUCCCUUUGCAUUUAGCUGCCCUAAAUGCUCACUCUGACUGCUGUCGAAAGUUGUUGUCAUCAGGACAAAAGUAUAGCAUAGUAUCCUUGUUUAGUAAUGAGCACGUGCUGUCUGCAGGCUUUGAAAUAGACACCCCAGAUAAAUAUGGAAGAACGUGCCUUCAUGCUGCUGCUGCAGGAGGUAAUGUGGAAUGUAUAAAACUCUUGCAGAGCAGUGGAGCUGAUUUCCACAAAAAGGAUAAAUGUGGGAGGACUCCUUUGCACUAUGCAGCUGCAAAUUGUCAUUUUCACUGUAUUGAGACAUUAGUGACCACAGGGGCCAAUGUUAAUGACACAGAUGACUGGGGACGGACAGCGCUGCACUAUGCUGCUGCAUCAGACAUGGAUAGAAAUAAGACUAUUUUGGGAAAUGAUCAUGAAAAUUCAGAAGAACUUGAACGAUCCAGAGAGCUAAAGGAAAAGGAAGCCUCAUUGUGUCUAGAAUUUCUGCUUCAAAAUGAUGCCAAUCCAUCUAUCCUGGACAAGGAAGGUUACAAUAGCAUACACUAUGCAGCUGCCUAUGGACACAGACAAUGUCUGGAAUUGCUUUUGGAAAGAACCAGUGGUGGCUUUGAAGAAUCAGAAUCUGGUGCUACCAAGAGUCCACUUCACUUAGCUGCCUACAAUGGGCACCAUCAAGCCUUGGAAGUCCUUCUGCAGUCUCUGGUGGACCUGGAUAUCAGGGAUGAGAAGGGUCGCACUGCCCUGGACCUGGCUGCCUUUAAGGGACACACAGAGUGUGUGGAAGCACUUAUCAAUCAGGGCGCAUCCAUCUUUGUGAAAGACAACGUAACCAAAAGAACCCCUCUUCAUGCCUCAGUAAUUAAUGGUCAUACACUGUGUUUGCGGCUGCUACUAGAAAUCACAGACAACCCAGAAGCUGUUGAUGUGAAAGAUGCCAAAGGACAAACCCCACUGAUGCUUGCAGUAGCCUAUGGACACAUCGAUGCUGUAUCUCUGCUACUGGAAAAAGAAGCAAAUGUACAUGCUGUUGACAUUAUGGGUUGUACAGCCUUACAUAGAGGGAUCGUGACAGGACAUGAGGAGUGUGUGCAAAUGCUGUUGGAACAAGAAGUGUCGAUUCUCUGUAAAGACUCCAGAGGGAGGACACCCCUGCACUAUGCAGCUGCUCGUGGCCAUGCCACUUGGCUGAGUGAGCUACUUCCAAUGGCACUCUCUGAGGAGGACUAUUCUUUCAAGGAUAACCAAGGAUAUACCCCACUGCACUGGGCUUGUUACAAUGGUAAUGAGAAUUGUAUAGAAGUACUUUUGGAACAAAAAUGUUUUCGAAAAUUUAUUGGUAAUCCCUUCACUCCACUGCACUGUGCGAUAAUGAAUGAUCAUGAGAACUGUGCAUCAUUGCUACUUGGGGCCAUAGAUUCCAGUAUUGUCAAUUCUAAAGAUGACAAAGGCAGGACACCGCUUCAUGCAGCAGCAGUUUCAGAUCAUGUGGAGUGCUUGCAGCUUCUUCUGAGACACAGUGCUGAAGUGAAUGCAGCAGAUGAUUCAGGGAAGACAGCACUGAUGAUGGCUGCUGAGAACGGGCAGGCAGGCGCUGUGGAUAUUUUGGUGAACACUGCCCAGGCUGAUCUGACUGUUAAGGACAAGGACUUGAACACACCCUUACAUUUGGCUAGUAGUAAAGGUCACGAGAAGUGUGCCAUGCUAAUACUUAACAAGAUACAAGAUGAGAGCCUUAUUAAUGCGAAAAAUAAUGCACUGCAGACACCCCUCCAUGUUGCUGCGCGCAGUGGCUUAAAGGCAGUCGUUGAGGAGUUGCUGGCCAAAGGAGCCUGUGUACUCUCUGUUGAUGAAAAUGGUAUUGGAAUUAGCAGCUCAUGCCUAUUUCUCAGAAGUCAUACCCCGGCCCUGGCUUGUGCUCCUAACAAAGACGUGGCUGACUGCCUGGCCCUCAUUUUGGCUACCAUGAUGCCUUUUUCUCCAUCCAAUACAAUGACGGCUGUCAACUUCGUUUGUUUUAAAAAAGACAAUUUGAGCAGGACGACCCUCUCCAAUCUGGGUAGCAUGGCUAGCCUGUGCAGUAACAAUGUAGGCUCAGAGGAUGGGAACAAUGAAAAUGACUCUGAUUCAGAAACAUUUUAACUCUGGACUAUAGGAGUGAGUUUUCCUUUAAUCACCCAUGUUGACAGAAGGGAAAAAAGCUUGAAUUCCGGGUUUAUGUUAUAUCUAUGUGUUAUUCUGGGUCCACAUUUGCAGAAGCCAGCAGAAAAGGAAUUCACCAAUGAAGGGUGGGCAGUUUGACUCUAAGGCAAAGCAGUGAGACAUAUGGCCCCAUUUUGAUUUGUUUCAUGUUUUACUUAGAUUUAAGAUGCUCCAAAACUCUACCUCUCAUCUUAAUGAUAAAGAAACUUAUUUAAUUCUUUUUAUCUGGUGAUAAUGCAACUGAGAGGGAGCUCUUCUUUACGAAGAUUUUUUUCAUGUGCUCACUUAUCAGUGAGUUCUGAGAAGUCUGUCAAUGUAACAUUGAUGUCCCCAGGAAGAGAAGGAAGGGGUGGGUAAGAAAUGCCUGGAACCUCUUCUCAGUUAGAUGUUUACUUUCUCAAUAGAAGGCAAAGGUAAAAAUAAAAUAACCCUUUUAAGAGAGUCCAAUUAUUCAUAGCCUCUGUAUAGUGAAUACUUAAAUAUCCAGAAUUUCUUUCUAAGGAUUUAUAUUAUUAAAGUUACCAGAUGAAUGGAAAAAGUCAUUGAAAACUGAAAGUUGAACUUUCUUUUUUCUGUUUAACACAAAUACAACAGACAGUGCUCCAUCAACUUUACCUGUGACUAGAUUUAACUGAGUGAUUAAACCAAAGUCUAUCUAAUAAAAUAACAGUUGAAAAUUAAAUUGUACCAUACUGUUGAGACAUAUGUAAAAUUAGUAUGAGCCUACCCUUUAUUAAUUCAUCUGAAAUCAUAAUACUAACAUUUUACAAAUAUAAGCAUUGUUCAUCAAUAGUAAAAUGUUAAAUAAUCAUCUCAGUCAAGGACGAGCCAAGUACACAAAAGUGUGACUGUAAAAGGAAACAAUGAAAGUGGAAACAGAAAGUAAAAAUGUAAUAUAGAAAGUAUAGUAAUAUAGAAAUUAAAGACAAUUAAUAGUUGCUUGAUAAUGAAUAGUGAAUACUGUCUACUCCCUCUACCAAAGCUUCUAGGUCAAAUGGACCCCAUUUCACACCUGGAAUAGCUGUACAGAAGGAAGAAUGAGACUCUUUAGAAGUUAUGCACCUACACACACAUAUGUGUGUGUAUAUAUAAAUAUAUGUCUAUAGUUCAUCAACCAGCCGUACAUGAGGACCAAAAUGCUUCAGUCUAAAACAGAAGAUUUUAAUUGCUUCAAAAUGGAAGUGAGAACUGAAGUAGCUUUUCUGUGGAGUUAAAUGUAAUCUUUUUGUUUUACAGUCUUUGUUAUAUUUUAUAUUUCUUACAACACAGAUUUCUAGUUAAUGGCUUAACAUUUCUAAGUGAUUAUGUGUUGACCAAGACUUAUUAUUAUUAUUUUUUGCCAAACUAGAGAAAAUAUUCAUAUAAUUUUCUAUGUAAAUGUUUAUAUUUAUUUGAAAUUAAGCAAAAUGCUGAGGAAAUACCCAUUGUUUGUUCUCUGUUCGAAUUGCUAUGUGUCUUACUUGGAAUAAUGAAAAAGCAGAAAAAUAGAGAGAACUCUUCCUAGUCUAGGCAAUAGUCUAGGACCAAGUUUGGCAUUUCCACUGCUAAGUUUUUCAACGAACCCUCAGGUUCUUCUGUGUCAUUUUGGAGGAGGGGCACAAUAUCCACCCAUCAAUCAGCUCAAUCUGUAAUCAUUUUAGAACUUAAAUGAUACUGCAGUUCUUAUGCUCUUUUAUAAGAUGAAACUUCAAGUGCAUAGUGGAUCAUAUGCACCAAGGUGGUUCACAGAAAGAUACAGAAGUUAUCUUAAAUACACUGAAAAUCUUACAUAGUUCCAAUAACCUGUUGGGACUCCAUAGGUCUGUGCAUGAGCACAUGUGUCAAGAGGAGAAAUGAAAAUCACCAGCUCAAUUCUACUUUUCAUUGUGUAAGAUACAGGAAAGAAACAUGUCAAAUUAGUAUUCUCCAAUAACUGGAAAUUUUUACCAUGGAAAUUUCUGGGGUUUUUUUUAGUAUAUGGGAUCUUUUUUUAAAACAGUGUUUUAUCAUAUUUGUAUCAAAUACAGACACUGUAUUAUAUUUUUCAUCUCACUGUAAAAGAUUCUAAUCUUACUAUUUUAUUCUCCUGGAUUUAAUUUUAAAUUUACAAAUGAGAACUUGUUCAAUGGACAUACAGAAUUGAUAUUGACUUCACUGAAAAUCUUCAACAUUGCCAAUAUUUCUUUCUUUCUCCCUUUCUUUCUUUCUUUCUUUCUUUCUUUCUUUCUUUCUUUCUUUCUUUCUUUCUUUCUUUCUUUCUUUCUUUCUUUCUUUCUUUCUUGGUGUUGCCUUCCCUUCCACCCUCUGCCCUUGUGUUUGAUUAGAAAUUAAUUUUAAGCAAGUAUAUUGCUACUAAGCAAUCGUGACUUUAUUUUUACCAGAAGAGUAAAAAUUAAGGGAGACCCAUUGCUGAGGAAGCAUGAUAUCUUGUGAUGUCUUUUUCUAGAAGUGAAUGGAAAUCUUUUUUCAGUUGAUAGUUAAAGCAGAGAAUGGGGGUCAGGUUUUGGUGCACCUGUUUGAGCACACAUAUCACAGUGCACUAGGACCCAGGUUUAAGCUCCCAGUCCCCAUCCACAGGGGGGAGCUACACAAGCAGUGCUGCAGGUGUCUCUCUAUAUCUAUUCUUCUCUCAAUUUUUCUCUGCCACUAUAUAAUAAAUAAUAAAAAAGCAGAGAAUGAAAUGCCCGCUUUAGUGGAAAAGCAGCAUUUGCUUUUGUCCUAGAGUAGCACGGAGAACAUGAGUAGCAAAGCAGUGACAACCACAUGAAAUGGUCUCCACAGAGCUGCAUUUUGACUUUUAUUCACUUUUUUAUUUAUAGAAUGAAGGAGGACAAAGGAACAAAAUGAAAUCAUGUCCACUAAGAAUCGUUCAUUGGAUCAGUCUCUCCUUUCAUCUUCCUCUUCCUCUAGCCCUCUCUUUUGUAUUUCUCUCUGCCACCCUUCCUUCCUCAUACUUGUUAUUUCCCUUUACCAAGACCAAACUUUUCCUUUAAGAAAUGACUUCAAAAACUUGAUUUCUGUGUUUUUAUGUACAUGUCUCAGAGGUAAAAUUAGACUUGCAUUGUAUCUAAGAAACCAAAAACUUUUAGACAUGUUAGUUUUUUAGUACUUUCACCUAAAUGCAUUGUUUUUUAGACUGUAUUUUCACCACAGCCACAGGAAUCAUGUUUCACUGCACUUACUUAUUCACCAGUGUCAGCCUGUCCUUGAUAAAUAUAUUACUAUCUCCAGUUUGCCUAAAACCUGCUAUAAUUCUAAAGUAAAUAGCUCAGGGGAUUUUUAUGCAUCACUACUAACAGGGCACCAUAGUAUGUUUUGGUACUGUCAGCAGUAAAGAGCUGCUUGUUUUAUUAUUUCAUUAUUUAAUUAGAAUAAGAACAUCAAAUGGAUUUGCUGCACUAGUUAUUCUUUGUACUGUUAAGCAACUUGGUUUGUUUAUUUGCUGUGUUGUUGAAGAACUCACUCCUUUUUUGUCCUGUAAUAUGAAGUUAGAGUGCCUUUUACAUUUGUAUAUUCAGAAAAUGUUCAGUGAGAUGUUUUGCAUUUUUUCACUUGUGUGUUAUCAGAGCAAUAUGAUACUAGUGAGUUUUGAACAUUUCUUUGAAUGUAUAAAGUGUCUUUUUUUUCUAUUUCACCUCUUACCUUCUUUGAAAUGAAAAUGCUAAAGGUUUCUAUAGGAAUUAUGUUUGAUUUUGCAGUGUCAAAAUGCUUUUUUUCUCACAAAACUAUAAACCAUAUAUCAGUGUUAUAGGGGAAAAGCGUACUAAGAUAGUGACAAUCUUGAGUGUAUGUAUGUAUGUAUAAAAAUGUAAUUGUAUGUGUUUCUUAUGCAGUCAUUUACAAAUUCAGUGCAAGUAGCUUUUUUGUUUGGUAGUUUUGUCUACAUAUUUGAUGCUUUAUAUCUUUGCAAAGCACGAUGAUAAAAAUCUGGUGCCAGUGUUCUAUUUUGCAUAACAUAUUUGUAAAAGCAUAAAAUAAUGUUUGAUUAUUUCAGUGGGAUUUUGUCUGUAAUGUUUUCUUGUGUUAAUUGAGUUGAAUGACUGGUAAAUGUCAUGACUAUAAAAAUGAGGACAAUGACUUUUAGUUCAGUGAGUGACUUUGAACCAAUCUUCUCAAGCACAGUUUAAUACUUUUUCAACUACUGAAUGCUAAUAAUGUAAUGAAGUGCUUAACUGUAAUAUACUGUGGAAAUGCAUUCAGAUUGUUAUUUUUUACAAAUAAAGAUGGUACAAAUAUUGUU